UGGGCGGCCCCAAAGGCCCGGGCUCCCUGAGCUAGCGGACCUUGGCGAGGAGGCCAGGAGCCGGAGCUCUCCGGAGCUGUCCGGAGCUGUCCGGGGCUGCGGGCACACUUCGCCCUCCGGCAGCCCCCCUCUUUGCCCGUCCUUCUGGUUCCAGCCCUCCUGGGCGAAGCCAUAGCAAGCCGGUGGCGUUGUCAGAGGCAGCGGCAGCAGCGAGGGUCCUCUGGGAUGCGCCCGUUGGACUGACCCUCGGCCCCCGGCCCUUCCAGCCAUCUCCCCAUCUUCUUCCCUCUCCUACUCCCGCCCCCCUGACCCCUGGAGGGGCGAUCGGAGUGAGAGGUAGCACUAGGGACACCUAGGAACUGGGCACUGUCCGUCUGAACGGGCCGCAGUGGCUCGGACCCCGGGGUCCCCGAGAGCCAGCGGGCGCCUUCUGAUGGAAGACUUGGCCCGGGCCGAGCCCCGGCUCCGCGGCUAAGAUGGGGAAUAAGCAGACAAUCUUCACCGACGAGCAGCUGGAUAACUACCAGGACUGUUCCUUCUUCAAUCGGAAUGACAUCCUCAAGUUGCAUGCCCGGUACUACGAGCUAGCGCCCAACAUCGUGCCCAUGGACUACCGAAAGAACCCUAUCGUCACCGUGCCCAUGUCGGUCAUCAUACAAAUGCCGGAGUUCAAGGAGAAUCCCUUCAAGGAGAGAAUUGUGGCAUCUUUCUCUGAGGAUGGUGAGGGGAAUCUCACCUUCAAUGACUUUGUGGACAUGUUCUCAGUCCUCUGUGAGUCGGCGCCCAGGGAACUCAAAGCGAGUUAUGCCUUUAAGAUCUACGACUUCAACAAUGACAACUUCAUCUGCAAGAAGGACCUGGAGCUGACCCUGGCCCGGCUGACCAAGUCGGAACUGGAGGAGGAAGAGGUGAUACUUGUGUGUGAUAAGGUCAUUGAGGAGGCUGAUCUGGAUGGAGAUGGAAAACUCAGCUAUGCUGACUUUGAAGACAUGAUUGCUAAGUCCCCUGACUUCCUGAGAGUUCUUUACAGGAGUUGGCCCAUCUGAUCCCCUUCGCAAUCCUAUGAGCACUUUUCACAUUCGGAUCUGAAGCUACCCAGCAGACCCCCAGAGAUGACAUCAGCUCAGCCCAGGCACCUCCAAGAAGCCCCUAGGACCCUCCUUUUGGAGAGAAGGGUUUUUCCAGCCUUGUGUCAUCAGCAGAUGUGGCUUCCUGAUUUUAUACAUGUGAAAAUAUAUUAUGGCCCUAUCAGCAAAAAACAAAAACAAAAAACACAAACCCAACACCAGAAAAGUAACAAUAACCACCUCGCCUCCAAGGAGGUUCUCGUCUGUCUCCCACGUGCUCCCAAGAUCUCUUGCUCUCACAGCUCUCUCCCCCAUACAGAAGAUACUCUCAGCCAGCCAGAGUGCUGGGACUGGUAAUGAUCUCUAGCCAGUUUGCAUGGCAUCGAAUCUGUCCAUCUGCCUGUCUGGAGGGGUCACAGGCAGGGGACCAUAUUUUGAUUCCUGGCCUAAGGUUUGCCAAUCCAUUGGCUCCACAGUGGAGGCCAAGCUGGGUCUAACUCUGUCCUGCCUUGGGAAAUGAGGCUUCAGACAUGAUGACAGCUGUACCUUUUCCUUCCCAAACAUCCUUAAAGAACCAAGAAGAGGAAAAGGGGAAAAACAUCCUUAAAAAAGAGAGCUUCACUCAAUUGAAAGCUGGCAAGAUUUGUGAGAAGCAUGGGAGGCAUCACAAAAGGAAAAAAAAAAGGGAUGAGGUUUUGAAUCAGCUAUGCAAUCUUUCUCAUUGAAUGCCUGUAUUCAGCUCUGCCUUUCUCCCUUUUCCACUCCAUCUCCGGGCCUGGCCUGGGACCCACUGCCGCUUGCCUCUGGCAGUCAAAGGAAGGGCUCUGUCACUCUUAACUGCAUCCCUCUUUUCCCCAUUAAAUAUUCUGACUGAUCUGACCGUGGCUAAAUAGUAUAUAGACUUUGCCUCCAUCAUUCAUUCAUUCAUUCAGGCAAUUAACAAGUACCUACUAAGUGCCUACAUUGGGCUAGGUACUGGGUGAGGAUAAAAAGAAAAAUAGGAGUUUCCAGUCUAUUUGGGAAGACAGCCUGUGUGUAUAUAAAUACAUAAAAAUAAAUAUUGAAAUAA
This is a messenger RNA of Phascolarctos cinereus (koala), 2136 nucleotides long. RefSeq names its product calcium and integrin binding family member 2 (gene CIB2). Gene Ontology annotation, molecular function: calcium ion binding; magnesium ion binding. Gene Ontology annotation, cellular component: cytoplasm; stereocilium; cell periphery. Lineage: Eukaryota; Metazoa; Chordata; Mammalia; Diprotodontia; Phascolarctidae. Gene Ontology annotation, biological process: calcium ion homeostasis. The record is from RefSeq and is a predicted model, not a curated record.